UAGUAUUAAAUUAUUAGAUGGACAUGGAGCUGGCAGUAAUGAAAUACAAUUAAUUUAAAUGGUAAAACACAACGAACUGUAGAGAGAUCAUUUAAAACUAAUGUAUAGGCAGUUACAACAUUGGAAACAUUCUCUUUACAAAAAACAAACAAAAAUCUAAACUCAACUAAUUUUGAAAUAUUGACAAGACGUAGCAUAACAUUGGGUAAGUAACCUGGCAAAUCUAUUUAUCUGUCUCUGCUCUUUAUGCUUUUGAGCUAACCUUCCCCUGCUUGUGGCUUUGGCGGCACAGUGUUGGUCUUCUCAUCUAACUGAGAGAUAAAUUAAUGAGCUUAUGUUUCUAAAAGUGUCUAUUCGUUUAGUGUUACCUUAACUAAGAUGUCAAAAUUAGUGUAGCUAACUCAGGAAACUAGCUAGGUUACAGUGUUCUUUAGACGCAGCCUACUGUGGCGGGCAAAUAUAUAAAUGCUAACGAAAAAAAUUACUCCAUUUUGUACAGCGUAGCCUUAAAGGAUAGUUCUCUACAUUUAUACAGGGAACGCUUUAACACUCAAGAUGAAAUUGUUUUUAAAAAAAAACAAAAAAAAAAAACAUAAGUACUUGUAGUGUAGUGCUAACAGGGUUAAAUCAACAGAGGCACACGGUAGCACCUGUUUGCUAACAACUGACAAAACCUACUUUCCGAGGAGUCCCUGAAAGCGGCAGGAGCGUCAACCCUCCACCCCUCGAGGAAGCCGAGCGACAUCCAUCAGACUCGCUGCGCUCUCGGAGCUUCACUCCUUCGCCCCUCCGCCUGCACCCUCUCCCAAACACUCCGCCGGGCCGCCACACCGAAGCUCCGGGCAGGUUUGGUGCAUCUCUGCGCGGAUUCUCCUCUCCAUCAGGACCGUGGGAGAGAUGCGACGUCUCGGAGGAGGAGGAGGAGACGAACUGGCCAGGCAGCAGCAGCAGCAGCAGCAGCAGCAGACACCUGAGGGGAGGAUCUGAGUUUGUUUCUGUAACGUCAAAGAAAGGUUUAUUGCGGUCAUCACUAUGACUGAUGGGGAUUAUGACUACCUUAUAAAGCUCCUUGCCCUGGGGGACUCCGGCGUGGGGAAGACCACCUUCCUGUACCGAUACACAGACAACAAGUUCAACCCCAAGUUCAUCACCACAGUCGGCAUCGACUUCAGGGAAAAGAGAGUGGUGUACACAGCAUCCAGCCCCAAUGGGACGACCGCAGGGAAAACCUUCAAGGUUCACCUUCAGCUCUGGGACACAGCUGGACAGGAGAGGUUCCGCAGCCUGACGACGGCGUUCUUCAGGGACGCCAUGGGGUUCCUGCUGAUGUUUGAUCUCACCAGCCAGCAGAGCUUCCUCAACGUUAGAAACUGGAUGAGCCAGCUACAGGCAAACGCCUACUGUGAGAAUCCAGACAUCGUGUUGGUAGGAAACAAGGCGGACCUGGCCGACCAGCGGGAGGUUCAGGAGAAGCAGGCCAAGGAGCUGGCUGAUAAAUACGGAAUCCCGUACUUUGAGACAAGCGCAGCGACUGGAGCAGAGGUGGACAAGGCGGUGAUCACGCUGCUGGACCUGGUCAUGAAGCGGAUGGAGCAGUGCGUCGACAAACCGCCCGCCGAGCCGGCUAAUGGCAACGGGGCCACGAAGCUGGAUGACGCGCUGCCCAGUGAGAAGAAAUGUGCAUGCUAGAUCAGGAAACGACCAGUCAGAGCUCCUCCGUCGUCCGUCCCUUCCACUCGCCACACUCCCUCCUUCUUUUACCUCCUCUGUCAUCUUUGAUCGCAUGUUUGUUCGUCUCUGCUCUGCUCACUCCCUUUCUCUCAAAUUAACCAUCUUUGCUUUCCUCUCCCCCCCUUUAUUCCUCCUCUUUCUUUCUCAACUCUCUGCCAGUUUGCCACUGAAACAACCCUGUCCCCCUCUAGUGGGUUUUUAAAGUACUACAGGCUCAGCCUGUCUUUUGCCUUUGAACGCCGUUUAGGAGGAAAUCAAACAGAAGGGGACGGUUUCAUCACUGUCAGAUACAAAAAUGUACCUCGGUUAAAACAUGCAGCCUGGGAAUUAAGCCCCGCUCUCGAGUGGUUUGAAUGAUUUAAACGGAUCCAAAAGAGGCAAAAAAAGAGAUAUACAUUUUUAAUCUGAACUCUUUAAAGUUGGAUCUGUUCAUCACUCUGUGACGGGGGAAAGAUUUUGCGUCCUGUCAUCUGGUGACAGACAAAUCUGGGUCAUUAAGAGUUUGAUCAGGUUGUGUUUAUGUGUGUGUAUGAAUGAUGUCAUGGUCCUCUCCUGAAACCUUUCCUCCUGGACCGGGCUGUGCCAACUGUAUGUUCAUAUUUUAUUUUUAUUAUUUUUUUUCAUAGUUUUCACACUGCACAUAUCUCAGUGCUGUACCCAUAUAGCCACGCUCGGUCAUUUUUCUUAAGUGUUCCGAGCUGUUUUUUUUGCUAAAAUACCCAAAAUUGUGUGUUUUGUACAGUCGGGUCCAGUGACACCUGUUAGACAAUUUUAAAAUAUGAAAUAAUACCCGAAUCAACAAUAAGCGGUGUAAAUACGAGGCCGACAUUCAAUUUUAUAGUAGUAUAAAUAAAUUAAAACAGACUGCAGAGAUGCUGCAGACAGAAAGUGAAAGAGUUAAACCAGCCUCUGUGGAGUGCUAGCUAGCUUGCUACAAAAUCUAAGGAUUAGCAAUGAUACCCAGCAUUAGCUAGUUUGUAGCCACAAACUAAGUGUUUGGAGUAAAGAAAGUUUCAAAAACUUUCUUAUAGAAACAUAUCAAACAGAGUAAAAAAAAAAAAAAAAUGACCAGGAUACUUUCAUAUCAGUCGUCAUGCGACAGUCGCUCUUUCUGAUGCUAACAGUAGCAUUUUUGAUGAGGCAAGGCGCGUUUAUUUUUACAGCACAAUUCAGACACGAGGCAUCUCAGAGUGCCUUACUGGGCACACACAUUACAGCAAAGGAUAUUUAAACCAGUUAGGUAAUAGGAAAGUAAGCUGAAUUAGAAUAGGUUAAAAAGAGACAAGACUAAAUAAUAGAAGUCGCAGUGCUUCAGUGAAAGGUCAGUCGUCUUCAGCCUUGAUUUAAAAGAGGUGGGAGUUGAAGCAGACCUAGCGAGCUAACAUGAGCGACCCGACCUGAUUUCUGUUCCUUUUGAACAGAAAUGCCCUGUAGAUACUUUUACAAUUACUCAUAGCAUUGGAUACGUUUUAUUUUAACAGAUAAGACUAUAUUGUGAGUCCUACUUGCAGUGAUAAUCAACAGACACCAAAAUGCUUCAGCUAGCUCUCUGUUAGCAGCCCGGGUAGUUAUAUAUGGCUGCUGAACAGAUCACUCCCUGUUAGGCCUCAAAUCACAUCAGAUCAGAUUAAAUCGGUUUCAUUUAAUCGCCCAAAAUCACGUUCACGUUGCCUCAGUGGGCUUUACGAUCUGUACAGUGAACGACAUCCUCUGUCCUUAGACCCUCGACUCGAGUAAGGAAAAGCUCACCUGCCAGACGUGGCUCGCUGCUGACAGAAGCACGAUUCAACAUGUAGCCUGAAUUAACCAACAUGGGUACAGCGUGGCACAUGUGCAAUGGGGAAAACAAAGAUAGCAUUUCAUUUAUUUCGGGAGCGUCCCAGACCAGGAUAGACACAUUGUUCAGAAUCGAUCUACUGCCUUUGCCUUUAAAGCGUUAUUUCACCGUGGAGGAACAGACUCUGUGUGAGAGGUCGAGACAAGUCGGCCAGAAUAUCAGCUGCUCAGAGGAUUUAACGUCGCCGUAACAUGCGAACAUCUGGGUAAAAUGACAUAACAGUGAUCAAGAAAAUGUUUACAGACAGUCAGUAUAAAGGCACUGGAAAAAGUGAAGUUAACAUGUGAGUGGAGAGCUAAUUAUAUCUAAUUGGCAACAUUAUCAUUAAAAAACAGACUUUUUAUGGGAUUUGAUGUUUGGUGACUGAGCUUUCAGAGCAGCUGGUGUUUGUUACAGACAACCACACAAAGUGAAAUAUUGCUUUAAGGCCCCAUACAUGACCAAUGUUGUUAGAACAUAAAGUGACCAAUUAUUUAUAUGAAAAGAAAUGUAAAAAAAAAAAAAAAAAAGAUUAUUAUUUGUGUUGUCAAAUAUUUUUUUAUGCUCGUCAUAUCUCAUCCUCCAUUUCCUUUCUUUCUUUCUUUCUUUCUUUCUUUUUCUUUCUUUUUGUUUUUUACAUUUGCAUGUCCAUUAAAAGAAACCUAUCUCAUGUUAUUUUUUUUUAUUUGCUAUUGCUCUUAAUCUUGAUUAUGAAAUUAACCCCGAAAGUAUGAUUUAUCAUUAAAAUGUGUGUCUAACAUGAAGAAAAUUACACUAUUAUAAACUGUUGAAAUACAGUAGAAGUUGUUCGAUUCUCCUCUUCUUUGCUCUGAACUGGACUUUUUUUUGGUUCAACGUGUGAAAUUUACUAUGGACCAACUUUUGUACGUAUCAGAACUUGUGUUUUGUUGCUUAACACUGUUUUUUUUGGGGGGGGGGGGGGUUUUGGUUUUUUCAUUUAUUCCAGAGCAGACCAUUUAACAGUUCCUGUGCGGGAAAAAAAGGAAUGAAAUCACGUCAGAUUUAAAGUUAGUUCGACUGAGUUCAGCUUGAAAAGUCUGCACGUCUUCUGCCAGCAACGUGACUCGUUAGAUGCCUUUCAGAGGUUCAUUUACAAAAUCUUGUUGAUAUAAAACUCGGAAAUCAGUGUCCAAGAGUGCAAGAUGGUUUCUUUUGUUUUCAGUGCACCUCAACAGUUCUCCUUACGUCAAGUACCACCUUGAUCUGCCUUACUUCAUGAGAAAUCUUGAGCCGAGUUUAGGUGCACCGAGAACAAGCGAAGUGAUCUUUCCUGCUUGCCACACGCUGGCCGUUAGAUCCGUGUUUUGUCCUUCAGUGAGCAAAGGGAAGGACUGACAGUAGUCCCGACCCACAGCUGCGUAACGUUAGGAUUACUGCAGCUUGGUUUUCAGGCUGCCAAAUGGGUCAGCAGUAAUAUUAAGUAUACUGUAUGCGUGGCCUAAUAAUCUCAAAGCACCGCUGUGGUCAUGUUAAAAGAGUAUAACGUUUCAAAAUGAUUUCCGUCAUAUUUUUAGUAUUGUGCUCUCCGGAUCCGCGAACGAGCUCCAGUGUCACAGAGCUUUGGCUUCGGCUCGUCGCCACCUUUAUUUUAAUCUGUGCCAAAUAUAUAUUAAAGAAAACACAAAAAGAAAAACAGGAGCGACAAAGAAGUAUCUGCUUUUGACAAAUCCAAACCUCAUUCUUCUGUACACACUCAGAGAGAAACUGCCUUCACACUAGGAAAAAACAAAAAAAUGUGUUUCUGUUUUGUCGUGUUUGUUUUAAAGCCAAGCGGAGUCGUCUGCCAGCAGCUGAUCUCAGUGCCGUAUGAAACCCACGUUGCUGUUAAUUCGCUGAUUAUUAAGACAUAAGGAGACGGCUCUCGUUUGUAACGUUCUACCCCCACCCCGGUUACUCAGCAGCGUCAUCGUGAUGAUGUUCCCGGAAAACAAAUGCUGUGUCUCUGUAGGUUCGGUUGCACUGUUUCAGCUGAGCUUCCUCCUUUGUCGUCCAAAAACUGCAGAUUUGACCUUUUCUUUCAGUCUGAAGUCUUGUGAUCAUACAGGUUAUGAUGUUCAUAAAUAUUUACAGAAAAUCCAGCAAAUCCUCUUAGCGUGUUUUUUUCUUUCUUUAUAUUCACUCACAAAGCAGGUCUUGUUUCAGUUAAGCAAAUAGUACAAAGUUGUUACUCAAACAAGCAUUUAUUGACCCCAACAGGCAGAUUACAUUACUGUACAGAACGCUGGAAGCUGUAGUGAGCGAUGGCACACGCUGAGGGUGUGUGUGUGUGUGUGUGUGUGUGUGUGUGUGUGUUUGAAAUCAGGUCAGCGUCACAAUGAACUCAGCACUCAGCAGAGACUCCGGUUCACUUUUUUAUCCCCUCUCCUCUGUCGUUUAUGAAGAAAAGUGCAUGUUACCCAUAACCACCCAGCAGCGGAGGUCUGGUACGGAUCAGAGCAGAAUCCGACUUGAGUGCAGGUGUCUUUCUUCAGUCAGCUCCGGCUCUGCACCUGACCCUCCGCCCCAUCGGGCCAGUCCCACGCGACCCCAGAGCGCUUGCGACACACACGCCAAUUUCGCUUAAGUUCAAUAUUUUAUCUGCAGACAAUGAGUAAUAGUUUCAUUCCAUUUAACUUUCCCUUUAGCUCUGCUUUGGCUAACUCCAGCAGCUAAGGUGUCCUGCGGCUAACGUUAGUCUUGUGUCCGCCUGCUGCAGCUGGAGACAGGGCUGACGAGACCGAACCAUAAACUAAAUGUGCCGUAAAACCAAAACCAUGAGCUGAAAGCGGCUAAAAAGCUCUGAAUUGUGCUGCAUAAUUCUCUGUAGGUUCAUUAUUAGUCUCACUGUUCACAUGACACAAUCUGUUGUUACCAUAAGAAUAUUAAACAGUGCAACAUUAAGGUGUCUCAUACAUACAUGAUUUAAAAAAAAAAAAAAAAAAAAGCGUUUUGAAGGUGUAACUUUUCUCAGUUUUUGGAAAAGUUUCCAUAUUUUUGGUGAAACAGUUCGAUUGUAACUGUGUGAAAAAAACGCCUGGCUGUCUAAUAAAAUCAAGAUGAUCCGGCAACAAGUUGCGGAGUAAAAAAAAAAAAAAGUUGUUUUGUUUUUUUUAUAUUCUUUGAUAGACUUACUACAACAAAAGACACAUGAAAACGUAUCCGUACAAUCCAACCCAGGGCUCCGAUUAAAUUCCGCAAUGGCGCAGAAUUGACCAAACUAAAAACGUUGACGGCGUCGAGCUAUCGGAGGUUCUUCUUAAUGUUUGAGAGUCCAGCGCGCCACACCUUGACCGUUUUCCUUAACAUCCCGACCCAAUGCCUUUUAAUUGUGACAAUCUUCUGAACCAAUUUGUCAGCUUUUAUCCAAAAGCGUUCUUCCUUUCUACGUUGCUCAUUAUAUUUGAUUUAUAUUUUAACAGUACGUUCGUCCUGAUGCCUCUUUUCGCUUCAUCUCAGUAUUCAGCUGUGCCACAGGUGUAUCUGCCAUUCAUUCACAUGACGUUUAUUGUUUCUCUGUGUCGCAUCAUGUUUUUCUCUGGUAGGACUUCAAUGGUUUUCGGUAGUUUUUUGAAUUCACUUUGAAAGUUUACACCGUUUGAAGAGUCAUGUUGGGCCUGUUCUUAACUCUUCUGUCUGAUCCUCUGUAAGGUUUGUGAGCUACUGAAUAUUUUAAUGCAUUAUUGAUUAUAGAUUUACAAGCGGAGGAGGGGAAAAAAAAAAAAAAAAGAUCCAGAAGUCACCAUGUUGUUUUUGUGCCCGAUUCUAUCAAAACAACGAAUCAAUCCGAGUACCUCGAAGAGCUUUUAUUUUUGGAAAAAUCCUCUGGGUGUGAAUUUUUUCUCUGAUGCCUGCGGUUUGUACAUGUUCCUUCAGUUUCCACUGCGUGUAUCGAUGCCUGUGUGUGUUUGUUGGGUCUGUUGCACCGUCAGCAUGUUUGACACAAUGAGAAUGGAAUGACCUGUGAUGCGUUUAAUGUUUCUGAUGUCAGAGCUGCAAAUAAAUCUCUGUGUUUGUUUUA
Messenger RNA from Acanthopagrus latus (yellowfin seabream), 7565 nucleotides. RefSeq names its product ras-related protein Rab-27B-like. The transcript is spliced from 6 exons. Gene Ontology annotation, cellular component: secretory granule; melanosome. NCBI's taxonomy places the organism in Eukaryota, Metazoa, Chordata, Actinopteri, Spariformes, Sparidae. Gene Ontology annotation, molecular function: GTPase activity; GTP binding. Gene Ontology annotation, biological process: melanosome transport; positive regulation of exocytosis. The coding region runs from base 1033 to 1689 and encodes 218 amino acids. The record is from RefSeq and is a predicted model, not a curated record.